CAUAGAGUCCGGGGGGGUUCACCAGUGCAUUAACACAAAAUUACUCGCUGCUUGAACAACGGCUGCAGAAGAUAAAAAGGGCGGGUAUACACUGCCUGUACGCUGCUAUCUUCCACGGAAAUUCUAAAACAGAUUUUCAGCUAACUCUUCAAGGGGAUAUACCCUCAGGUCUAUUGGAUAUUACCUCCUGAAAGAUGGAUCCCUACGCGGGUUGGAGAAACCACCAUGCUAGUCUCAUGCAGAAACCGUUUAUGAAGGAAGGGGGUAUAUUCGACCACAACGGCAACUCGCUUGCAGCAAGUGCCAGUUUCACACCCAGUGCCCAGGAAGUCAAGGGUAUCAAGGACGCAAUACUAACCGGGGACAUGUCCUUCACGACCUCCGGCGUCACGCUUAACAAAGAGAGCUUCGCUGUUCUCAAGCUAGAGCGCAGCGACCGGAUGUGCCUUUUAAAGUCUAAGAGCAAGCAGGACACGGAACCUCUAUCAGGCUGUGUGAUGGUGUGUCCCACCGUUGUCGUCAUCGGCGUCAGUGCUGACGGAGGGAUCAGAGGAGCCGGAGCAGGAGAGGUUAUCCGAGUUGCCAAUUAUAUUUCUGACAACACAUAAAUGGUUGUGUCAUUACGUCUUCAGAAACAUGCACUAUUAACAGUGUAUUUAAGUAGCAAUCACAAAGCGAUUAUAUAUCACUAAGACGGUUGAUAUUUGAUAUUCGGGGUAUUUUGUCUCGAAAUUAGAUAUAUGUUCGGCUACAGCUAAAAAACUUGAUAUUUUUUUAAAAGAAAAUCGCCUUUCAACAAUGUGGCAGGCAAUUUUUGCAUAAUCAUAUUUUUCAAGAAUUUUCGGCCACAAAUUUAUUUUAAACUCUGUCGUAAUCAGUUGGGUUUGUCGCCUGUUGUUGACAUCGCCAACUCAUCAUUGAGGUUGGAUUGCAACUCGCAAUCUGAUUGGUCCGUUAUACUGAAUAGCAAUUCAAAUUGGCUCAAGAAAAUCAAGGGCGGGUAAUUUGAGAUCGCGAGAGCCACGGGGAUGGAACCAGGGGUUAUUGUUGGCCAUAUAGAAGAUGAUAUGCUUGUCAGGUGCACAUUUAGCUUUUAUACCAAUAUUCUGCAACUUCACUACCUAAAAGCACUGAUUCAUGAUUGAUUUAUUUAUUGAUUCCUGCAUCCUAAGACAUGGCUGGUUCAGGAUGGUAAAAAACAAUUGUAAACAAAAUCACAUUAACAGUUAACUACUUGUCUAAUGUUCGUGUGUCCGUUAUUACCCAGAAUCAAGAGGUGGAACCUUUCAGUGUGUGCUAUGGAACUUGAUAUUAACGUUAUCAACACAUUUUCAAAAUAGAGAACAAACAAUGCAGAGUUAAGACUCCAUUUUAAUGUAAGAAUUAAAAGGAUGUAUAUUUGCAAUUAAAUAUCAUGUGUGCACCAACAUAAUGUUUGUGGAAUUAUGGAACGGUUUAAAUUUCUGGGAUCAUAGAAUUUAUUUUUCAUUUCGUAUAAAGAAGUGUCGGUUUGUUCAA
Molecule: messenger RNA, 1518 nt
Organism: Haliotis rufescens (red abalone)
Lineage: Eukaryota; Metazoa; Mollusca; Gastropoda; Lepetellida; Haliotidae
Exons: 2
Coding region: 195-608 (137 amino acids)
Molecular function (GO): actin binding
Source: RefSeq, a predicted model, not a curated record